UCCAGUGGUACGUCGUACGUGGUAUAUUCGUGGACAUCCCAAACAUGAAGCAAGUGUGCAUUCUUCUAGCAGUGCUGCUCUGCACGGCAGCCGUCGCGGACGCCAUAGUGUAUGUCUACGCGUCUUCGUGUGCGAGAUGCAAUAGCAUCGGAUCGGUUAGCUGUGGCAGUGGAUACGGGAAUAUGGUCUCAUGCAUUGGCCAGAUGGCCAUCAAUAGCUGUUCAGAUUGCAGACGAAUAGGGGGUGUCUGUUCGGGCUACUUCAGUGCCUAUUGCAUGCUGUAUUAAAACUAUCUCAAUUUCUUUAAAUGGUGGUAAGGAACUCCAAUCUAAAUCAACGAAUGGUUUGCAUCUUGGCAAGACACUACCGAUAUCUUGGGUGCAUGGAUCAUCAAUUCAGUUCUUAUGUGUUUGUUAUGUGUAGAAACUUGUGAGGAGCGCUAUAUCACUCCAGAGCUCUAUGAAGUUGGUGAACAAGUUAUGCCUAGAGAAUAAAUCUUCUCGUCAUUUGUGGAAAAUAUGUCGUGGUGGUAAUAUUGUUCUUUCAAAUGUGGAAAUCUAGGUGCUCGUGACUGCUUCAUCUCCGACUAUUUGAGACACAGUGGAAUGUCCAUUAGGAUAAUAUAUCCGAGAAAAGUGUAUGUGUUGAUGCAGUGAUCUAGUAAAAUCAAGAGAUUAUUUAAAAACGAACCGACGGUAGUCAUCAACACCAUUACCUGUAAAUGGAGCCGGAAAUUUUUAACGACCUUUAGAACACUAUA
Molecule: messenger RNA, 760 nt
Organism: Anopheles moucheti
Lineage: Eukaryota; Metazoa; Arthropoda; Insecta; Diptera; Culicidae
Exons: 3
Coding region: 45-287 (80 amino acids)
Source: RefSeq, a predicted model, not a curated record